UUGCAAGCGGAGGAAUUGCAGGUCAUUGUGCCUCUCCUGUUCGUUCAUCCGCGUGUGAUGGCUCUGUGCAAAGGUGCGCUCCUCUGUUGCUAAAACAAGUCCUCUUCCCCUUUUAGACCUGGAAUGUAAAAAGGGGAGGAGGGUGCUUGCCGAGAUCGCCGCUGACAUUUCCCCCCACCCCCAAGCGGGUUGAGAUAAUGCGAGCGUUACAUUAAAACUGGGGGAGCCGAGCUGAGCCGAUAACUGCGGGCUGGAUUGCGCUGCCUUUCUCGGAACAGCCCAGUAGUGUUGGCUGGACACGUUGCAUGCCGCCGGUGAACAAUGGCUUGCUCUGCCUGGUUGGUUCUGGUCGUGUUUCUCAUCUCCUGUGACAGUGGCCUGAUGACCUGCUUCCAAGGAUGUCACUGUGAAGUGGAAAGUUUUGGAAUGUUUAGUAGUUUCAGUCUGACCAAAGUUGACUGUAGUGGUGUUGGACCUCACCUCACUGUCGUCCCCAUACCAUUGGAUACCUCUUAUCUGGACUUAUCUUCUAACCAUUUGAAGGCCAUCUCCCCCUUGAUGUUUACAGGGCCUGGCUACACAACGUUGGUGAGUCUCGAUCUUAGCUACAAUGAGAUUACUGGCAUGUCUUCCAGCACCUUCUCUAAACUAAGAUACCUUGAAGCACUAAACCUGAGUCAUAAUUCCCUGGAAGUGCUUGAAGAGGGAAUCUUUUCAAACCUGCCUCUUGGAGAAAUUGACCUUAGCGCUAACAAACUGCGUGAAAUUAAUCUGGAUGCUUUCACACCCAAGGGACAUAGGAAGCCCCUAAGUGUGGACCUUUCAGACAAUCUGAUAACCUCUGUUGUCCGAAGUCUCAAUAAAGGUGUACCCAAUAUUUAUAGCCUGGAUUUGUCAGGAAAUAGAUUGCUGUCUGUGCCAACACGUUACCUUUCCAAUGUUCCAUUACGCUAUCUCAAUUUGGGUCGCAACAUUAUCUCCAGCAUUCCCGAGAAUGCUUUCACGGGAUUGCAGGAACUGACCUGCUUAUUGCUACGGAAUCUGCCAGAACUAACGGAGCUACGUCCCGAUGCCUUUAAAGGGCUGCAGAAUCUGCAGAUCUUAGAUUUGUCGCACUGUACAAACUUGAAAUCUUUAAAUGUGGCUGUGUUCGAUGGCUUGAGCUCCCUGCAGGAGCUCUACCUGGAAAAGUCUGGAGUUGCAGGGCUAUCAAGUGUCAUUCUAAACUACCUGCCCUCCAUUAAAAAAAUCUCCAUUGGGACCACCUUGCUGAGAUGUGGGAAGACAGCAAAAAAAGGUUCAUUCCACCGGCAGUUUGGCUUUGUUCAGAAGGAACAGACACUGCAUUGCUUAGAUAUCAAUGGAUCCUCAGAUACUGAGUACAUCUUGAGGUUGAAAUGAGCCAAAUCUGAACAGCAGUGAAGAAUGGGCCUUUUUUUUUGAUAACUGUGCCCGUCUCUUUGAACGAAACAAUAAGUGCCUUCAUUAAUUAAACUUCCUGUAUUUCCAAAAAAAUUUAAUUCUUUUCAGAGCCCCUGUGUCUCCAAAGGUUUCUCUUUCUCAUAAAAGCCUGUACGUGUGGAAUUUUCUUCCCACAGGAUGCACAUUGACAGCUCUGUGCCUUUUUAAGUUUGGAUAACUGUCAGUAUUCGGAGAAAAGAAAAGCCUCAAUCUCUGACAAACACAAGGCUUUUAAGGAUGUGCCUAGCCUAAUCUGACCUGGCUUUCUAAGCAAACAUCAGGCCAAACAUCAAGUGAUGCUAUAGGUGGAUACCUAGCAAUUUGCACGAUAUGUUAACUCUAUGGGCGAGACUUAAAAAUUCCAGGUUCUGAUGGUGAAAUGACGAUCUCUCCCUUCAUUUCUCAUAUCUACUAUGUUUUCAUCCAUUUGCAGAACUGUAGUCACAUCUGGUAUAGAUUUUGUUUUAGAUUGCUUUAAUUUUUCAGCCUGUCGAUUGUGAAUUAAAUGGAUGAAUUGUGCUAUCUUCACACAACCUGUUCAGGAAGGGCUGCUGAUUCCACAUACUGAGUUUUUUCACCCCUCCACUUCUGUUUGAAAUAAUAAAUUCAGAAUUUACAUGAGUAACUACCUACCUCCACUUGGGGUGCAAUUAGUUUCAAUAUUUGGUUCAGUAAUAAAACUGGAGCAUCGGAUCACUUUAUAUUAUACGACAUAAUCUUGCUGUUGUUCCAAUGUCUUCCACUUUGGUAUUGUCAAUUCUGAUUAUUGGUGUUUUUGGUUUUUCUCACCAUCUCUAUUCUGAGAGUGCCACUGUUCAAGGUUCUCCUCUGGUACCUCACCCCAAGUAAUCAUCCGUCAUGAAGUGAGAAUGGAUUGUGAGCAUUGACGGGCUAUUUGGCUGCAAGUGGGCAUCGCGGUUGAACUCGAUCGCAUUCUCAACUAACUUACGACUGUGCACUUUCCAGCCUGAAGCGUGACAGAUCAUUUGACUGUAGCAGGCAUCAUAGCGGAGCUUGGUCCCAUCCUCAAUCAGCAUUCUGGUGGGCAGUGACAAGGAGCAGGAAUCGUGGCUGCUUUCUUCUCCAGUUGACAUAGAUUCAAAUGUAGCAUCCUAACACAGCACAGGUUGGGGUGCUUGAUCCUAGUUCCUAGCUGAUAUGGCUGAUCUACUUUAUGCUUUAACCAGCUGAGCCAAUAGAGGAAAUAUAGAAGCUUUUCUUUUUCUUCACCCCACUCCCCCAUCCCCACCUGCUGAUAACAGACCUCCCAGAAUGUAUCGUCUGUUCUGCACACUCAUUCCAUUAGUGAAGCACAGCUGUAGCUCUUGGCUCUGGUACAGGAUUACCCUGUUGGAAAUGGUGAUGCUGAGCUGGGUCAUUUUGAUUCUCCAGAGCCAAGCUGCAAGGGCCUUGCCUCAAAAUGAAAAGACUAACGAUGAUGAGUUAGUGAAAGCAGAAAUGUCUCAUUGUACCAUCCCAGCUGGGAGGUAUCUGACUCCAACAUUAUCCCAUGAGAUGUGAAAUUGGUUUUUUUAAAAAGUGACCUUGUGACUUUGGAAUUUUGGCAUUUAAAAGAUAAAUUUUAUUGGUGUUGCCCUCUUGAAUUGUUCACACCCUGCCACCCAAUUAAAGGUUUAAUUCUUCUAAUUGGGGUUUGUUGGUUGAGUAUGUUGGAAGGUGUAACUCUAGGUUGAGCCACUGCCUGUUGUUUGAGGUGGUGAAUUAAUACCACCUACGAAGCAGAAAGAUGGUCCAUUAUUUUCCCCUCCCCUCCCCCAUAAUCUGUGUUCUGGUAGCAAUAUUCACUAAAUAAGUCCUAUUCACAGUUCUGGGGAGGGUGAACAAAAUUUGUAUCUUCUUCCCCUACUCAAAGAAAAACAGGCGGGUAGUCAAAUUAGGAAGUACUUUGUAAUAAUGAGAUCUGAACAUAUUUUGUAAUCUGUCUCAGUGAUGCAACAUUAACGGUAAAUAUACAAACCUGACUACAAUUCCUUUCUCUCUCUGUGCCUCAACAACAACAUACAGUACCUUUUAAUGUAAUAAAAUGUCCUAAGGCUCAGUUGGAUAGCACUCCCAUCCCUGAGUCAGAAGGUUGUGGGUUCAAUCCCCACUCCGGAGACUUCAGCACUAGAUCUCAGCUGACACUUCAGUGCUGCACUCUUUCAGAUGAGACCUUAACCCAAGGCCCCAACUCCUCUCUCAGAUAAGAAAUGUAAGAGAUCCUAUAGUACUCUUUGGAAGAGCUGGGGAGUUCUCCAGGGGGGUGUACUCGCUGUCAUUCACAUUUCACUUAAAUGCACAGGGCUAAGGGUGGGAAUUUCCUGCCUCGCUGAAAGUUAAUGGACUUGUGGCUGGGCCGCUGAAUCUCCCAUGGUGGGUCCUGCCACAAUGGGGCAAGAGAAUCUUCCCAUUUUAUUUUUAAAAUCAGCUUUUGGUGGUGUUAGUCCAGUGGGUUAACACUAGGCGGUCCUCCUCCAUCACCUAGAUCCAUAUCCAGGCCAGACUUGAGAAGUUGUUUUCACUGACGGUUCUGCAACAGAUUUGCCCCUUAAGGCCACGGGAGCUUGGUGUUCUUAGCUGGGGAAUGAGGUAUACACAGCCAAGAACAGAAUCAAUCAGUGUCUAGCUGUUGUAUCUGACAUUGUAUUGAGCUGACAUUAAGUGCCUGAAAUGAUGAGGAAAAUAGAACCUCAUAACAUAACUCUUUCUUUCCCACCACAUCUAGUGUAUUGGUUCCAAAGUGCUUUAUUAACCCAUUGAGAACAGUUUAAGAAUUUCAUAAGGCAGGCUCUUGUGCCCCAAUUGAACAAUUGGAUAUAGGGAUGCUGAUUACACCCUGUACACUUAACAAGGAGAAAGUUCAGUCUUGUUAGUUAAAUUAUAGGAGCCGCCUGUCUGCUGAAAACAAUGUGUCUCUGCCUCACUUUCUGCUGACCUAGGAAGUUUAAAAGAUCGCAUUUCACUUGAAAUGAGCCUUAAAGAAGAGAAUGCUUUUCUCCCAUGAAGACGCACUAUCAAGGAUGGCAGGUGAACAGUAGCUACUUGGCUGCCUGCCAGACAAGGCCUGGGCACAAGGAAUCCAUGCUUUUAGGAGUAGAAUUAAAAUGAAAGGAGAGAGAAAGAAAUGACUGCUGCCUUUGAGAGUGCUGGCAGAACUACAUAACUUCUUAAAAAAAAGAGCCAGGAUUUUUUUUGUAAUUGUGACUACAAUUGAUUUCAUGGAUGUAUGCAAUGAUGUAUGAAUACUAAUGCUGCCUUUGCACUCCUGUGGUAUGUAGGUGGACAAUGUGACAAUCAAACCAAUGCUGGGACUGCAAUAUUGGCUUCAUGCACUUGCAAACUGCCACAUGACACUGGACUGUCUUGAGAGUCACGGGGAGCUGUGUUUCUCAUCACUAAUUUCACCAUAUUGUCUCGUGGCCACUUUCACAGUUUGUUUUUGGUUGUAAUUUGAAUUCUGCAAUUAAAUAUUGAAAAAAUAAACAAAUUGCAAAGCUGUCAAAAA
Carcharodon carcharias (great white shark) is the source of this 4966-nucleotide messenger RNA. RefSeq names its product tsukushi small leucine rich proteoglycan homolog (Xenopus laevis) (gene tsku). NCBI's taxonomy places the organism in Eukaryota, Metazoa, Chordata, Chondrichthyes, Lamniformes, Lamnidae. Gene Ontology annotation, molecular function: protein binding. Gene Ontology annotation, cellular component: extracellular matrix. Bases 322 to 1401 code for a protein of 359 amino acids. The record is from RefSeq and is a predicted model, not a curated record. The transcript has 2 exons.